This is a messenger RNA of Dunckerocampus dactyliophorus (ringed pipefish), 3172 nucleotides long. It is a transcript of the gene duoxa, whose product is annotated as dual oxidase 2. Gene Ontology annotation, biological process: protein transport. Gene Ontology annotation, cellular component: endoplasmic reticulum membrane. The record is from RefSeq and is a predicted model, not a curated record. The transcript has 10 exons. Bases 1225 to 2190 code for a protein of 321 amino acids. Lineage: Eukaryota; Metazoa; Chordata; Actinopteri; Syngnathiformes; Syngnathidae.
ACGACUGUCUUUCUGGCAUUUUGAAACAACUCCUCGUCUGACCAAUGUGGGUGUUCCUCUUGUAGUUUGGAGGCUACGUAAUUGUGGUAACGAAACCAGAUAAUCCCUUCUGCUGCUGUGAAAAUGUUCUCAUUGGCCCAAGCAUUUCCCAACUCUGGAUACGCAAGAUAGAAAUGAGGGAAUUAUUUGCCUUAUUCAGGUUCCUGCCGUGCAAAACAUAAACUCAUACAUCACUACCACAUGAGCCAGCAUAGGGCAAAACACAGGCAAACCAAACAUACAGAAAAUUAUACAAACAUGUACAGAAGUGCCACCACAUUCAUUGUAUUCAUGAUGUCACACAAAUACAACAGUAUAAGAAUAUUUAACCACUGAUGAAUGGGAUGAAUCCUGUUUGCUUUCAAGUGUGUUGGCAAAAAAGAAUCUCCCUGCCUCCACCCCGCGUUGCAAAUACAAAACGUUGAAAACACAGAUGACGAAAAACACCAGUGCGGUAGCGUGUGGUGAGUGAGCAACAAUUUGCACAAAUAUCUAAUCCAGCCAUGACUGAAGGCUGCAACCCUGAUCCAAGCAGACCUCCAUCAAGUACAAUAUCAUUUGAAUAUCUGAAUUUGGGAGUGCUCAGCGUCAAAAGUGAACGUUUAAAUAAUACAGUUGAUCUUACCAUAGAGGCCCUGAGGUCCGUGAUCACCUGUUGCGGGGUCAGCAGCGCUCCACAUGAGACUGUGUCCUGCCGCCUCUUUCGGCAUGUUCCACUCCAAGGUGGAGGCCAGGAGACCCCCAGAGAAACUUCUCAGAGAAUCCGACCAGGAAGUGGAUGGGCCAUAAAUGGAGCUGCCAUCAAUCCACGCAGUCACCAUAUUGACCUUCAAUCAAAUUUCAUUUUCUUUAUUAAGUGUUAAAGUUUUUGACAGGACAAUAAAUAAAGUUCAUCGAUAACUGCUUAAAUGACAACAGUAUAUUCCUAUUACUACCUGUGUUCGAGGGUUGCUUGGACUCUGGCCGGUGUCUUUGUCCCAUGGUCCUCUUUGGAAGGGCAGCAGAACUUCACCAGUACCAGUUGGGUCAAAAACAGGGUCACCUCGAGGCACUGGGAUGUUCAUGAAUUCAGCAUAAAGCAUCCUCCUCCUCAUGCAUAUAAAAGAGGUGCAUGUCUUUUCAUGAGUUCCACUCGCCGCUUCAGCCCUUCUCUUCCAAGGUGCAGCCACAAGAACUGGAGCUAAGAUGACUUUCUACGAUGACAUUUACCCUUUCUACCCUCUACAAAGGACCUCCUUCAUCUUCAGUGGUCACUUGCUGACUGUUAUCAUGUGUUUCCUUGUGCUUACGCUCAGUCUACUUCUCAUUCUGCCUGGAAUUCGAGGAAAGCCUCGCCUUUUCUGGAUGUUGAGGAUCAUUUUGAGCUUAUUUGUAGGUUCUGUAAUUGUGGCGCUCAACUUUACUGACAACUGGGCUGAGGCCCGAAUGACCACAAACGCUACCUACAAGUCUUUUAGCAAUGCAGUGGUUCAUGCGGAGAUUGGCUUGCACGUCGGACUGUACGGAAUUAAUGUUACACUAAAAGGAAAACCUGUCAUCCAGUUCAAUGAGACUAUCGACUACAAUGAGAUGUUCACCUGGCGUGAUACCAUCGAGGAGGAGUACAAGGAAGCGUUGGAGAAAGGUCUACCCAACCCCAUCCUGUACAUUGCAGAGAAAUUCACUCUGAGCAGCCCGUGCGGCCUCAUCUUUCAAUACAGACACUCUGGACGAUACGCGUCUGCCACUCUCUGGGCUGCGUUUUGCUGCUGGAUGUUGGCCAAUAUCCUUUUCUCCAUGCCAGUCAUUUUGUACGCCGGCUACAUGAUGUUGGCUACAGCCGCCUUCAUCUUCACGUCCAUGGCCGCCUUCACCACCAUCAUGCAUGCACCACAGUGCGUUUUCUCCAUUGGAGCAACAACCUUUCAAACCCAGUACAGCUUUUCAUUCUGGCUGGCUCUAGCCACUGGCUUUCUGUGUGCCAUCAUCGGGGUUCUGGUGGUGAUACUGAACUUUAUGUUACCUGAGAAGAUAAAAGAGGCUUUCAGCGUUUGUAUUGACAGCUAUGAGGAUGAUAUUUCUUAUGGGGAGACGUACCUGAAUUCAGCCCUCCUUGAUGAAAUAGUGGCUUUACCACAUUCCUCGACAAAGGUCACUGAGGAACAUAUUUGAGUCCAUGUCAGCAAUUUUUCUGGUCAAUACUUCAAGUUCUGAAUGCAGCACAGUGAUAUUGUCGAGUCAUUUCUGUAUGUACCGCAUGUGUGUUGUGUGAUUAACCAUACUUGUAAUUGCAAUAUUCUGUAUGGGAUCCAUAAACUGUAUUGUAAAUGAACACAGGUUUUUUUUUAAAUUAUUAUUAUGAUUAGUCUGACAUUGACCUAUUUUACAAUUUUCACUGUUGGAUUUAGGACAAUAUAUUUCAAAUGGUACCGGUGUUCCCCAACAUUUUUUGUCUUGUGUACCCCCGGAACCUUUUUGUCAUAACAUAGAGUACCCCCUCACUCAUACGUGUUGAUAAUUCACGUUCCAUUUUAUUGCGUACCACUAGGUGUAUGCGUACCCCUGGUUGGGAAUCACUGUAGUACACUACAGCAGUGAUCCCCCUGAUCAACCCCCUGGCAGAAAGAAAAAAUAAUUUCCAUUAUGUUUUAUUUUGAAAAGUGGCCGGAUUGCUAACUUUCUCUUUACUACUACUGUAUUUUUAGCAUUUUUCUUUCACCUCAUAUUUGGUGUCAAAUGCUGAUACUAUGCGGGAAUGCAUAAAGGUAAGUUUUGAUGACUUAUUGAGUGCUAAUGUGCACAUUUGUCUCAAGUUAAUUCAUGCUAGCACACUGCCUUGUACCACACGUCAAACAGCGAUGUAAUAAUCUCUCUGGAAACACUUGAACUGGUGGAUGGUGGGUCGGCAUUCUUUUUGUGCUUUUAAUGUGAUGUUAUUCAUGUCUUAGUUUUACACAAUACAUCAUAAAUAAGAUAAAUUAGAUAGCUAUAAUGUACGAAAUACCCCCCAUACCCCCACCCCCACCAGUCCGCGGGAGAUUUGUGGGAACACAAGCCGGUCCGUGGGUCAAAAAAGGUUGCAUAUACAGCAUCGUAUUGCCUGUAUAUUGUUGUGAUUACUUUUGGGAAGUGGCACCUUGUUAAUAAAAUGAAC